Acaulospora morrowiae is the source of this 2157-nucleotide messenger RNA. The record is from the annotation of a GenBank genome assembly. Lineage: Eukaryota; Fungi; Glomeromycota; Glomeromycetes; Diversisporales; Acaulosporaceae.
AUGUCUGAAAGUAACUUAAAUUCUUUCGUUCCCGUUACAGCGGUCGCUAAAAAAAUUGCGAACUCGAAGUUGGUUCAAGAGACGCGAAAUCUUUUCUUCUACCAGCUUCAACACCAAAAAGAUAAAGAUUCUUUUGCUGACUAUGUCAUAAUAGUCCGCACAAAAGCAUUAAACAAAUUAUCCGGUCUUGAGAAGGAGGCGCAUAAAACGAAACUUGAAGAAACCUGCAGAAAAGUAUUGACAAGGCUAAACCUUGCCGGGCUCAAAUUUGAAGUGCGACGUGGAGCUGAAGACCUAAUUUUUAUAUUUGUUUUGUGUCCUUUAAAAAGACUAAAAGAAGAAGUUGACAGAUCUAGGGUCAAUGAUUGGCUUGUUGGAGUCCGUAUCCGAGACAUCGACGAUGAUUCCUCAGGAAGUGAUCCAACCUUAACAGAUGCAGAGCGGCUACGCCUUGUACACGACAUUAUUACCAACCCUCGUCAAGAAAAUGGUGCGGGAAUUAAUCCCGGCUUGGAAGACUUUGAACUUGUGGAAUGUUUCCUUCCACUCCAUGACCGUAAUUAUAACGAGGAUUGGAUAAAAACUUGGUCGACCAAAUGGAUAAUCGAUAAAAAUGAUCUUCUCCUUUUGAGAAAUCACUUUGGAGAAAAAAUUGCAUAUUACUUCGCGUUUCUUCAAUACUACUGUGAAUGGUUGAUAAUCCCAUCGAUUGCUGGAUUACUUACAUACUUUUUUUCGGAAAACUACUCGAUCACAUUCGGAUUAUUUAUUGUACUGUGGUCGAUUAUUUUUACAGAAUUUUGGCGUCGUAAAGAAUACGAACUAGCGGUAUGGUGGGGUGUUCGUAAUUUUUCACGAGUUGAAAAGCGCCGAGCUGGUUUUAGAGAAGAAUCCAAGAUUAUCAGUCACAUAACUGGUGAAUUGGUUCCUUAUUUUUCUCCAUGGAAACGAUGGCUAAGGAGAGCUUUUGCUGCGCCCAUAAUAAUCAUAUUCAGCUUAACCUUGUCGUUGGCUCUAUUGUUCUACAUUUUGUUUGAAGUCAUCAUGUCCGAAUAUUACACUGGUCCUUUCAGGAACCAACUGAUCUAUCUUCCAACUAUUACAUAUUGUGCUCUGGUACCAGCAUUAAACGUGAUCUACAUUCAAAUCGCGAAAAAGCUAAAUGAAUAUGAAAAUUACGAAACCGAAUCAUCCUACGAAUUCAACCUCACGCAAAAAAUUUUUGUUGCAAACUUUUUAAUCGGUUACCUUUCAAUCUUCUUUAUCGGUUGGGUAUACAUCCCGUUCAAUGAAGAAAUUGGUUAUUUCUUCCAAAGCUUUUUUGAUUUAUUUGGGCUGUCAUUCACCAUAAAAAACGUUGGUUCGGAGAGACUUGUUACUGAAUUAAAAUACUUCAUAUUGACAGCUCAAAUAAUGAGUCUUUUCAUGGAAUUGAUAUUGCCUUAUUUAUUAAGAUUUGGCACAUUUGGUGUGAAAAAGAUUCAAAAAAAUGAGACGAAAGAUGGAAGUAAAAACGAAGAUGAAUCCGCUUUCUUGAAAAGAGUGAGAAGAGAAGUGAAGUUACCGGUUUAUGAUGUGUAUGAAGAUUACGUCGAGAUGAUCUCUCAGUAUGGAUAUGUCAGUCUAUUUUCGGUGAUAUGGCCGCUAACACCAGUAUUUGCGCUCAUAAAUAAUUGGAUUGAGUUGCGUUCUGACGCCAUUAAAUUGUGUGAACAUACAAGGAGACCGAUUCCUUCCAGAGCGGAUAGUAUAGGACCGUGGCUUGAUAAUUUAUCACUUCUUACAUGGCUUUCAUCAAUUACAAACCCAUCAAUUAUCUACCUAUAUCAUCCGGAUACUAAGGGGUUUACUUCUUCUUCUGGAGUUAUAUUUACAAUUGUUUUGGUAUGGUUCUCUGAGCACAUUUUCGGUGUGGUUCGCUAUAUUGUACAACAGAUGCUUGCGGCUUUCCCGACGGCAACAGAUGCCUUAGUGCAAAAAGAAGAGUACGAACUAAAGAAACGUUGGCUUGAAAAAGCGGGAGUGUCGACAGUGUCGCCAUCAGAUAGCGAUCUACAAGAAAAGAAAGAAGACAGUAAAUGGUUUCAGAAUGAUGAUCGCAUAGAAGAUCUUGAGGAUGUAUUAAGGGAAAUUUUACGCGAAUUGAAAGAAGAAUGA